GCCGGCGAGGUCGGUUCCGCCCGACUCUAACAUGGCGGCGCCCUUUGUCUGCCUGGAAGUGCCGUCCCCGGCCUUCUCGCGGUCGUGAUGCACCUCCCUGGGCGGCGGGGUCCGGGACAUGGCAGCCAUGGAUUUCCCUCAGCACAGCCAGCACGUCUUGGAGCAGCUGAACCAGCAGCGGCAGCAGGGGCUUUUGUGUGACUGCACUUUUGUGGUGGACGGUGUUGAUUUUAAGGCCCAUAAAGCAGUGCUGGCCGCCUGCAGCGAGUACUUCAAGAUGCUCUUCGUGGACCAGAAGGAUGUGGUGCAACUGGACAUCAGUAACGCAGCAGAUGCGGAAACUGAGACCCAAAGAGUUCAGGUGACUGGCCUGGAGGUCAGCGAGAGAGUUUGUGGCAGAGCGCCGAUGAAAGUCCUUACUAUCACUUUGGUUGGAUUGCCUUCCGGCGGCCUGGGGCAGGUACUGGAGUUUAUUUACACGGCCAAGCUCAGCCUGAGCUCUGAGAAUGUGGACGAUGUGCUGGCCGUGGCCAGCUUCCUGCAGAUGCAGGACAUCAUCACGGCCUGCCAUGCCCUCAAGUCACUCGCCGAGCCGGCCACCAGCCCUGGGGAGAAUAUGGAGGCCUUGGCCAUGGAAGGAGGGGACAGGAGAGCCAAAGAGAAGGCUGCGGCCACCACGCUGAGUGAGCUGAACCCUGCUGGAGGCAGUCCACCCAGGGGCCCAGGCAGGGAGCCCAAGGAGGAGCGAGGCGGUCAGGCAGAGAGUGCGGCCAGCGGUGCAGAGCAGACGGAGAAGGCCGAUGCCCCCCGGGAGCCACCGCCAGUAGAGCCCAAGCCCGACCCCACCGGUGGCAUGGCUGCUGCUGAAGCCGAGGCCGCCUUGUCGGAGAGCUCAGAGCAAGAAAUGCAGGUGGAGCCAGCCAGGAAAGGAGAAGAGGGCGAGGAGGACGCCAUGCCUUCUGGGGUCAAGGAAGAAGGGCCGCAGCUGGACAAGGGGGAUGCCCCCGAGGAGAGUGAGGAGUCGGCCAGCACCGACUCGGGCCAGGAGCUGGGCGCAGAGGCCCGGGGCCUGCGCCCAAGCACCUAUGGCGACCGUACCGAGUCCAAGGCCUAUGGCUCCAUCAUCCACAAGUGCGAGGACUGUGGGAAGGAGUUCACACACACGGGGAACUUCAAGCGGCACAUCCGCAUCCACACAGGCGAGAAGCCCUUCUCGUGCCGGGAGUGCAGCAAGGCCUUCUCUGAUCCAGCCGCCUGCAAGGCCCACGAGAAGACGCACAGCCCGCUGAAGCCCUACGGCUGCGAGGAGUGCGGCAAGAGCUACCGGCUCAUCAGCCUGCUGAACCUGCACAAGAAGCGGCACUCCGGCGAGGCGCGCUACCGCUGCGAGGACUGCGGCAAGCUCUUCACCACGUCCGGCAACCUCAAGCGGCACCAGCUGGUGCACAGCGGCGAGAAGCCCUACCAGUGCGACUACUGCGGCCGCUCCUUCUCCGACCCCACCUCCAAGAUGCGCCACCUGGAGACUCAUGACACUGACAAGGAGCACAAGUGCCCUCAUUGUGACAAGAAGUUCAACCAGGUGGGGAAUCUGAAGGCCCACCUAAAGAUCCACAUCGCGGACGGGCCCCUCAAGUGUCGAGAGUGUGGGAAGCAGUUCACCACCUCAGGGAACCUAAAGCGGCACCUUCGGAUCCAUAGCGGGGAGAAACCCUACGUGUGCAACCACUGCCAGCGGCAGUUCGCUGACCCCGGCGCUCUGCAGCGGCACGUCCGCAUCCACACGGGCGAGAAGCCAUGCCAGUGCGUGAUGUGCGGCAAAGCCUUCACCCAGGCCAGCUCCCUCAUCGCCCACGUGCGCCAGCACACUGGGGAGAAGCCCUACGUCUGUGAGCGCUGCGGCAAGAGAUUUGUCCAGUCCAGCCAGUUGGCCAAUCACAUUCGCCACCAUGACAACAUCCGCCCCCACAAGUGCAGCGUGUGCAGCAAGGCCUUUGUGAACGUGGGGGACCUAUCCAAGCACAUCAUCAUCCACACUGGAGAGAAGCCUUACCUCUGUGACAAGUGCGGUCGCGGCUUCAACCGCGUGGACAACCUUCGUUCCCAUGUGAAGACCGUGCACCAGGGCAAGGCAGGCAUCAAAAUCCUGGAGCCAGAGGAGGGUGGUGAGGUCAGCGUAGUCACUGUGGAUGACAUGGUUACGCUGGCCACCGAGGCACUGGCGGCAACAGCCGUCACUCAGCUCACAGUGGUACCAGUGGGGGCUGCAGUGACUGCUGACGAGACGGAAGUGCUUAAAGCCGAGAUCAGCAAAGCUGUGAAGCAAGUACAGGAAGAAGACCCCAACACCCAUAUCCUCUAUGCCUGUGACUCCUGUGGGGACAAGUUCCUGGAUGCCAACAGCCUGGCCCAGCAUGUGCGGAUCCACACAGCACAGGCACUGGUUAUGUUCCAGACGGACGCGGACUUCUAUCAGCAGUACGGGUCAGGCAGCACGUGGCCAGCCGGGCAGGUGUUGCAGACUGGGGAACUGGUCUUCCGCCCUCGGGAUGGGGCUGACAGCCAGCCUGCUCUGGCAGAGACACCCCACACAGCCCCAGAAUGUCCACCGCCUGCUGACUUCUCACCUGUUCACCAUGAGGAUCCCAACUCUCUUCUCUGCCAUGGAGCUGCUCCCCCUCUGCCUGGGGGUUGGGAGCUGGGCCAGCAGAGGCUGGCCACACUACUUACCAGGAUCCAGGCAACCCAGAGAGCCCAGCUCAGGUGCCAUUCAGCCAGAGCAACAAGCUUGUACUUCCAGCUGCAGGGGAAGCCUGGCCCACCACCCCAUCUUCCUGUCAGGAAUACUGUUCCACCAGGCUGCCAGGCUGUGCCACUGCUGCUGCAGGGCUGGCCUGCACCACACCCAGAGGGAGGAAGGGUGAAGAGUCAAGACACCAAAGCUUGCUCAAGAUGUUUGAGUGUGCAUGGCGGUGGUUUUACCUGUAGUGCCUUCCACAUUAUCCAGAACCAAUCAGAGCCUUGAAGUAUCACAGGUCUUUACAGCACCACAGCACUGAGAAAAGUUAGGUCUGUGACAAAGAUCUGUUUUAUACAAGAUAAAAUGAUCCUUGGGGGGUUUAAGUGGUAGAUCGGAAAUAGGUUCCCUAUACAGAC
Myotis lucifugus (little brown bat) is the source of this 3156-nucleotide messenger RNA. RefSeq names its product zinc finger and BTB domain containing 17 (gene ZBTB17). The record is from RefSeq and is a predicted model, not a curated record. Bases 119 to 3025 code for a protein of 968 amino acids. NCBI's taxonomy places the organism in Eukaryota, Metazoa, Chordata, Mammalia, Chiroptera, Vespertilionidae. The transcript has 18 exons. Gene Ontology annotation, biological process: regulation of transcription by RNA polymerase II. Gene Ontology annotation, cellular component: nucleus. Gene Ontology annotation, molecular function: DNA-binding transcription factor activity, RNA polymerase II-specific; protein binding; RNA polymerase II cis-regulatory region sequence-specific DNA binding.